Molecule: messenger RNA, 435 nt
Organism: Hymenoscyphus albidus
Lineage: Eukaryota; Fungi; Ascomycota; Leotiomycetes; Helotiales; Helotiaceae
Source: the annotation of a GenBank genome assembly
AUGGGAAUCUGGAGGCAAGAAGAGAAUUAUAAUCGCUGGGAAUUGACCUGCUACCUGCGGCAUGAGAAUGCAUUGGGCUGGGAGAAAUUUUUGGCGGGACACACGACAAUCGAUCAUCGAUCAUCUAGGGCGAAGGCGGCUGAGGAAGUUGGAAAUUUGGUUGGAGCAGGUCUCGGUUGGAGAGAACGGAGACGCCUUGCUACCUUUCGACAUUGUUCUGGGCAACACAGUCCGAGGUCGUUUGCAGCUUUACGCAGGCGUGGAUUGCCGGAAGAGAAUUUCGUAAACCUCAGUCUGAGCCCAUUCAUGCCAGUCGAGGUCCACGAUCCGAUGCUACAUCUACAGAUGCUACAUCGACAGCAACAUCAUCUUGCGUUGGGCGCUACCUCUCUACAUCUUGCUUGUGCCACUCACGCUAUUAGUUUUGGUGGCUGA